AUGACGAUCGAAGAGCAGCCCGAGCAGUUCAACAACACACGCAAAGCUGACUUCAGAUCAAUCUACAACCAGCCCGAUCCCCGCGCCUACUUCGCGGCACUAACGCCGCUGCAAUACCAAAUCCCGCAACAGGCACUUCCCUUUAUCAAGCGCGUUCUCCAGCAUAUCUCAACCGGCGACCCAUCUCCAACCUCCAACGGUGAUGAUGUGGUGACCACAGUAAACAAAGUCAAGGUUCUGGACGUAUGCUCCUCCUACGGCAUCAACGCUGCCCUCCUCCGCCACGACAUCGAUAUGGACGGCCUGGCGGAGCACUACGCCUCCACACCUAAACUCUCCUCUCGUGAGCAGAUUGAGGCAGACGAGCGGUUCUUUGCGGCACAUAAAUUGCAGCGCGACCAGGGCUCGAAUAACGAUUUCGAGGUACUCGGCUUAGACGUCGCACCCGAGGCAAUAUCAUAUUCCGUUAAAAUAGGCCUCCAAGAAGCCGGCUUCACAGAGAACCUCGAAACCCACGACCCCUCACCAGACCUCCGUCAAGCACUCCGCGAUGUAAACCUCGUGGUGUGUACCGGCGGCGUAGGCUACGUCGGCGCCUCCACCUUUACCCGCAUCGCUGCCGCAGCCAAGGCAUCUCCUUCGUCGCCCUCGCAGUUGUGGAUGGUGACGUUUGUGCUGCGCGUCUUCUCGUUUGAUGAGGUUGCGGAGAGAUUGAGGGCGGAGUUUGGGCUUGUGACGGAGAAGGUUGAGGGGAGGUUCGAGGGAGGAGCAGAGGGCUGCGGUGGAGGAUGUUAG
Colletotrichum fioriniae is the source of this 795-nucleotide messenger RNA. The record is from RefSeq and is a predicted model, not a curated record. NCBI's taxonomy places the organism in Eukaryota, Fungi, Ascomycota, Sordariomycetes, Glomerellales, Glomerellaceae.